CUCCGCCAGCCAUGGCUCGGCCACAGGCGCCCCUGGUGCGACCUCUGGUCGGCUUCUGCUGCUUGCUCCUGGUUCACUACUUCAUCCUGGUCACUGCCUGCCCGGAGGCAGACUUUGGCCAACUCCUGAAUGAGUUCUGCCUCACCAAGUUUAAAUUGGACAUGGAAGAGAUUGACAAAAGUCUUUGGUGUGACUGGGGUCAGACAGUCAGGAGUUACAGAGAGGUCACCAACUGCACCUACCUUAUUUCCCGGAAGCUGGACUGCUACUGGCCCAGUCACCAGAUCCGGGAAGGAAGCUUUGCACGAGCCCCAUCUCGACCCAGCCGAAGGGGCCCCACACAGCGGCCAGCGCCGGCCGAGGCGCAGGCAGAGGCUGCAGGUCGAGAUUAUUUCUGGGGAAGUCUUUGGUCUCUGAAGCGUGUCCGUCCUCCGGAUGGGAUCCUCUGGCCUCCCCGUGUUCCCAGUGUAUAAAACAUGUUAUUAUACUGUAUACAUGGAACAAGCUGUGUUUUAGUGAUUAAAAGAUACAGUCUCAAA
Gracilinanus agilis (Agile Gracile Mouse Opossum) is the source of this 539-nucleotide messenger RNA. It is a transcript of the gene RAMP1, whose product is annotated as receptor activity modifying protein 1. Gene Ontology annotation, cellular component: signaling receptor complex; membrane; cell surface. Gene Ontology annotation, molecular function: coreceptor activity. The transcript has 4 exons. Bases 12 to 473 code for a protein of 153 amino acids. Gene Ontology annotation, biological process: cellular response to hormone stimulus; regulation of G protein-coupled receptor signaling pathway; receptor internalization. The record is from RefSeq and is a predicted model, not a curated record. NCBI's taxonomy places the organism in Eukaryota, Metazoa, Chordata, Mammalia, Didelphimorphia, Didelphidae.